This is a messenger RNA of Cylicocyclus nassatus, 774 nucleotides long. The record is from the annotation of a GenBank genome assembly. NCBI's taxonomy places the organism in Eukaryota, Metazoa, Nematoda, Chromadorea, Rhabditida, Strongylidae.
AUGGGCUCAAAUCAAGAGGGAUUGGUGCAGAGAGAUGUUGUAAGGUUGGGACUUCUACAAGAAGCAGAAAAACAAUUCCUGUCAUCCCUGAAGAGCCAUCGCUUGGUCUACAACCGUCUUGGCCAGCCUUUGGUAGCGAAUAAGUACUACGAGCAAGGUCUUAUGCUCUAUCACGAUGAUGUGACUCUUCUAACAGGACUCGCAAGGAACAAAGAGGCAAUCGCUUGUAUUGCAACCAACUGUUUCUACAAUGAUAAACCGGAGAUCGCCCUUCGAUAUUAUAGGAGAAUCAUGCAAAUGGGUGUGAACAACGCCGAGCUGAUGAUGAACAUUGGCCUAUGCUGCUUUGCUUGUCAACAGUUCGAUUUCGCACUGUCGUCGAUGCAAAGAGCUCACUCAACUGCGACUGAAGAAACAGCCGGGGAAAUUUGGUAUAACACUGGACAUAUAAUGCUGGCCAUCAGACACACGACAAGCGAGUCGUUGCUUUAGAUUGGCGUUAGCAGCAGAUUCUGAGCAUGGAGAAGCCAUGGUCAAUCUCGGGAUCUUACGGCAAAUGGAAGGGAAGCUAGAUCAAGCCCGUUCACUUUAUCACUCAGCUAUUGCUAAAUCACCUCAUCUCUUCGAGCCACACUUCAAUCUUGCUCUUCUCUGCACUCAGUAAAGAUCAUGCCGAUAAUUCAUUUCAAAUGGGUCGCUACGACGAAGCUUUUCGCAUGAUCAGAACUGCGUUGACAAUAUUUCCAGAACACACCCAUUCUCAACAACUUUACC